This is a messenger RNA of Alternaria postmessia, 876 nucleotides long. RefSeq lists its product as uncharacterized. The transcript has 4 exons. NCBI's taxonomy places the organism in Eukaryota, Fungi, Ascomycota, Dothideomycetes, Pleosporales, Pleosporaceae. The record is from RefSeq and is a predicted model, not a curated record. Bases 1 to 876 code for a protein of 291 amino acids.
AUGAGCAACCUCCCUCCCAUCUCAGAUGCAGAUAUUGCGUACAGCAAUGCCUCGAGUCUGAUGGUCCAGGCAGGUACCAUUUUUGGGAUCGCUUUGGCAAUAACUCUACUACGCUGCUAUGUACGCCUUGUCAUGCUCAAAUCCUUCGGCAAGGAUGAUUGGACCAUCAUAGUUUCAAUGUCACAAAACAAACUGACAGCCUUGCAGCUUCGUCCGCCACCCAUGUGCACAGGCGGCGCAUUAUGUCUAAGUGUUAGUACCUUUAGUCAGAUUGCUCUUUUCAACUCAAUCGUCAACAUCGCUACCGACUUCUUGCUCGCCCUCCUGCCUAUUCCGGUCAUAUUCAGUCUUCAAGUUCGAAUCCGCAUCAAAAUCAUGCUCGCUCUCGUCCUCUCGCUCGGUACAUUUGCAUCUGUUGCUGGGAUAAUGAAGGCCCAUGUAAGCAAAACCAUUUUGAACGACCCCGAACGCUUCGUACAUGACACAUUCUCCAUGUGGAACUUCAUCGAGCUUGAUGUCGGUAUUUUAGCCGCCUCUUUGCCUACGCUCAGGCCUCUGUUCAAUCGCUUUCUUGAAGCUGCGCGAUCAGUCGUACAGAGUCAGCCUACCACAACACCACGAUUCAGCUUCCGAGAACCUGGAUCGUUAGGAUAUGCGAAGCAAACAGAUGAGUUUAGCGAAGUACUCGAGUUAGGGCAAUAUAAGGCUGGAUGCGAAACGGCGGUUAGGGUCUCAUCACGACUGCCGGAAGGUCACGAUGUGCGUUCCUGGCGUCUUGACAGGGCGCAUAAUUCUGAGAGUGUCAUGCCAACCAUUCAUAGUCGUGUGAGCCACUCGAAGGAUAUUCUGGUGACCAAGGAUAUAAGUGUGAGUUAA